UCCCGGCACUUUUCUCACAGCGGCGAAACAGCAACCGGCGUGGACGCGGCUGGAGGAGUCCUCGCAGUGUGAAUUACAUUUGUUAUCAGGUUGCUACAACUUUGAGCGAAGGAUAACACGAGAGGACAACUACAGCAUAAUAUAGUGCGACAUCAUCUUUUUUUUGUUGUACUGAUGCUGGGACGUUGUUAAGCGCUUAGUAAAUUUUCAGUGUGCCUCUAGUCUUCUCUCCAGCUGACCAAUGCUUCUGCAUCAGUUCAUGAACGGAGCCCUGGAAGUCAUGCAUCCCUCACCGCUUCAGAAAGACACUACUUUUACCAAAAUCUUUGUCGGCGGGCUGCCAUACCACACGAACGAUGCCUCACUGAGAAAAUACUUCGAGGCCUAUGGGGACAUUGACGAGGCUGUGGUGAUAACGGACAGACAGACCGGUAAAUCCAGAGGAUACGGCUUUGUGACAAUGACUGACCGAGGAGCAGCAGAGAGAGCCUGCAAGGAUCCCAACCCCAUAAUCGAUGGCAGGAAGGCCAAUGUCAACCUGGCCUACCUGGGUGCCAAACCCCGCAGCAUACAGACAGGCAUAUCCAUCGGAGUGCAGCCCAUUCACCCAGCACUCAUCCAGAGGCAGUAUGGGAUGGCCCAGCCCUACGUCUACCCACAAGCCUUUGUGCAGCCCAGCUUGGUGCUGCCCACUCAGGUUUCCUCUUCCGUCAGCACCAGCCCUUACCUGGACUACAGUGCAGCCUACACCCAGUACGCCCAGGCAGCCUUUGAGCAGCAGUACCCGUAUGCCGCCUCCCCAGCUGGCUUCUUGGGCUACAGUUACGCCACCAGCCCCUCAGCCGCCACCGGUCCGGCUGCCGCCGCCACAGCUCCUGCCACCGUCCACCCCACCCUCCCCUCUGCCACUGGCCCGGCCCCGGCCUUCCUGCACUACGCCCCACAGCAGCACAUCCAGCCGGACCGUAUGCAGUGACCUUGUGAAGGAAGAGGAAGCGGUACAGGUGGAUGAGGAUGAGGAUGAGGAGGAGGAGGAGGAGGAGUGAGUAGUGGUUAGAGUGGACAGAGGAUGGCAAAACGCCCUACAGGGUGACCAGCUAUCGUCAGCAGGGGCUUUCAGGAAAAGGGGUGGGACUAUUGCACUAUACGAUCAGGAUGAGCCGUUUGCUCAUUGGUUAAAGGGUAAAAGGGGUGGGAGGGGUUGGAGGACUGUCGAGGUUCAGGUUGGGAAGCUAAACAGCAAAAAGUAUGUGGUCGCUUCCAAGGGCUUCCAGAAGCUGACACUUCAUUUUUUAUUAUUAUAAUUAUUAUUAUUAUUAUUAUUAUUAUCGUCCUUUAUUAUUGUAUUAAUGUCAUUGUCAAUGUUUGUAUGCCAUUAUUAUCAAUGUUAUCAUGUUGUUGGCUCAAUCAGUGGGGGAUGUGUGUGUGUCCAUGGUAAUUGAUGAUUAGAGAGCUGUCUGGGACAUGUAACACCUCUUUCCUCCCGACUCCAGAGUAUCUGGAGUGGAUAUAAAUGGCACUGCUGCUUUAGGACACUGGACACUGACAGUCAGAGAUGUGGGGUGCAGGGUGAAGACAGCGUGGUGGUUUUUGGCAGUAGGGGCAUACAGCCCAGCCUCUCAGCCUCUGUGGUCCCACCCUGGUGCCAUCCACAGUGAGGUAGAGCACCGACCACUGACCCAUGAACAAACCUCCAGCGUUCAGCUCCACACAGGAAGAGCGACAAGAGAUUUCACCUCAAGGACAAACAGAAAGUUUCAGUAUAUAAGACAGUGGGCGCUCCAUUGUUUUGAGACUGAUGUCAGGACUAUACAAUUUUUUUUUUUUUUUUUUUUUAUAUAUUCUUUUUAAUUUAAGAGGCCUUAAUAAAAAUAGAAACUCCUUUUUGAAUCUCUUGAUUUUUCAAGCGCCCCCCCCCCACCACAGAACCAAAUGCAGAGAGCUCUUUGUAACUGGUCUUGCAGCAGUCAAGUCACAUUAAUCUGGCUUUCUUGGGUCUUGAUGAUUUCAAAUGGCUGUAGAUAAUCACAUGCAGUAUGUGGGUGAUGGGGACCAGGAGCGCUGUGUAUCAAUGUUGAAAGGUAGCUGACACUGAGCUCAAACACCAGUGUAUUUUUUUUUUUUUUUUUUCUCACUGAGAUUGUCACAAACUGUUGCUCUCAAAAGGACAUUCAUGUACAGCAUUUUAAAAUGUUUUCAGUCAUCAAGUAGCUACAUUUACAAUAUUUAUAUGUAGGUAUUUAUAUCAGGUACUAAGUUAAAAUAGCAUUUUUUUUUGUUUUGUUUUUUUUUAACUAUGACUCUAGUUGUGGCACUGAUGUCAUUUAACCUGCAGAGACAUACCUGCAGAUCCACAGGUAUCGUAUUCAUUUUGUUUUUUGUCCUGUCACCAUGUCUGUGGAUGUGCACGGCAACUACAGUAGAUGCUUAUUUGUAGAUCCUUGACUGGUUGCAUCAGAAAUUCUCUAGGUUUUUUUUUUUUUUUUUUUUUUUUCAAUAAAAUGUCUUUUACAGGCCCUUCAAAGAAGCCAUACCAAAAAAAAAAAAUAAAAUAAAGACUUUGUACUCAAAGAUGCCUCUUGACUUCUUUGAUUGUUAAAAUGAAGCACCAAAAAUAAGUCAAAAAGGGAUCUUAAUCUUGUCACCCAGUGUUCAAAAUGCCACCACUUGAGUUAUUUGUGUUUACAGUACGCAAUAUUGCAGUGUCACUGUAUUCACAACAAAACUGAAAUGCAGAUCCUGCUGUGAUGAUACUGUGAAAACCCUGUGGAGUGAAAGGGUUCAGUGUUGUGUGUGUGUGUGUGUGUGCGCUUGUUAUCAAGGCUGUAUGUGCUGUUAGAUCCUGUAGAGGGGGGAGGGGAGCAGAGGGGGUCAGGAGGCCCAGACUUUUAUCAAGCCACAGCACCACCACCUGCCAGGGGUGCUGGGUGUUCCCUCGGGCCAACACUUUUGCUUUCGUUCUUUCUCGCUGAGAGUUUUGUGUAAGGGAAAAAGAGUUUGUCAGAAAGUGGUUUGAAGCCCCGUUACCCAGAGCUGCAAGCAACAGUUUGUUUUUUUUGUUUUUCUUUCACUCUGCUAAACAAGCUCAGCUAGCUCUGUUUCCCAGCAGCAUCUCUACAUGUUUGUGCUUACUUCAGCUUCUUUAGAAGAUGUGUCACUUCUAAACCCCACUUAGGCCUGGAGAACAAAACACAGGCAAGGUUGUUAGAAACCAAAACACAUCCAUUAUCCUUUUUGUCCUCACACAGGGUGUAAUUUAUCCACCCUAUAAUGAUUUAUAAUAUGGCCUCGAGUUCAGUGGAUGUUUUUGUAGUGCUUUGUUUUGAUUGAAAUUCAUUCAGACCUUAUAUUCUCAUGAAAUGCUGCACUUACUUACAUGGACACCCUGCCCUCAUCAGUGAAUUCCAGUUCACAUGAUUGUUUGUAUUUUGUUCCGUCAUAGCUAGGUUUUCUUUCAAACCAUGCCAACUUUAUUAAAGGGGUACUCCCUCAGUUAGGUUUGGGGACAUGCAAGAGACUACAGCCAUACUAGCUGUGAGGCUGUACUUAGGCACAGCAGUGCUUUGAGCUAAAUGCUAACAUCAACAUGCUAACAUGCUGAUGUUUAGCAGGUAUUUUUUGACCAUGUUCACCAUCUUCGUUUAUUUACAUUUGCUAAUUAUCACUGAACACAAACACUGAGGCUGGUCAUAAACCAAAGUACUGAGCUAAAAUUUUAACCUGAUGAUUACUUGAAAGUAAGAGAAUCACCAAAGUCAUUACAAUUCAUCUUGAGAGGGACAUAAAUGUCUAACGAAUUUCAUGGCAUCCAAAAGUUGUAGAGACAUUUCACUCAAAACCACAAGUGUCAACCAUGGUGCUAGAGGGAAAAGUCAGGGGAUCACCAAAGUAAGUAGGCUUUCUCCUCCAUGGACCAUGAAUGGCUGUAAAAAAAAACAAAAAAAAAAAAAAAAACCUCCAUGUCUGUACACAGGAAAGCCCUGUCAAUCAUCAAUGACAAAACACAUCCCCUCCACCCUGAGUUUGAGCUGCUCCCCUCAGGGCCAUGCUAUAAACCCCUGGCAAAGAAAAAGAUCUACAAGGGUACUUUUAUCCCAAAUGCAAUUAAUGUGCCCAACAAACUACAGUGAACUUAAAUAUGUGAGGCUGAACACCAUGGGUAUGAAUGCACUGACUGUUGUACAACUGAGAGAUUCUUUGUUCUGUUAAUGUGAUGUUUUUAUCUUGUGGACAUGUUUGUGUUGAUAUCUUCCUGUUUGAGACCAAAGACAAUUUCCCUGCCUCGGCUGGACAAUAAAGUUUAUUCUAUUCUAUGGCAA
Messenger RNA from Siniperca chuatsi (mandarin fish), 4319 nucleotides. Its product is annotated as RNA-binding protein 38-like. Gene Ontology annotation, molecular function: RNA binding. Lineage: Eukaryota; Metazoa; Chordata; Actinopteri; Centrarchiformes; Sinipercidae. The record is from RefSeq and is a predicted model, not a curated record. The transcript is spliced from 4 exons. The coding region runs from base 242 to 976 and encodes 244 amino acids. Gene Ontology annotation, cellular component: cytosol.